UCUCAGGCACGUGACCGCAAGAGGACCCAGCUCGCUCUUGCCUGAAGAUGCCAAGAUGGCGGCGAGCAAUUAUUAUGGAUUCACGCAUGGUGCCGGUCCGCAGUACAGCACCCAGCCGGCUACUGCCUACUCGCACCCGACCACGGCCAGCUACAGCGUGCAGCCGGCUCCCGGAGUGGCCCAUGCCGUGACCGCCUCCUACGCUCCCGCCACCGCCCCCGCGGCCCGGCCCGUGGCAUCGGCCCCCUACCCCGGGUACCAGGCCCACCCGGGGCCCGACUACGGCUACGGGGCGCGGCAGCAGGACCCCGCGCCACAGCCCACCACCACGCCUCAGACCUACCAGGUAUACAGUGAAACGCAGGACAACUACAGUUAUGGCCGUGCAGCGUCUGCCACCAACUAUGAGAGCAAGCAGUACUACCAGACAAGCGUAGCACCUGCCCAGCGGACGCCAACAGAGACCUACUACCAGACAGCCAUGUGCUUGCCUGCAGGCGCGAAGACGGGUUACAGUCAGGCCAGCACGGUGUACAGCCAGCCGCCGCCACCCCCGCAGAGACAGGUCACGGCCUUAAAGCCCAUCGCGCCCGCCAUCUCCGUGUCCACCAGCUACAACAUCUACCCGGUGUCCACCAGUGUCCAGCAGCCCCCUACGCCCAUCUCCUCUUACGCGCCCAGCUCCUCCUACAACUCCACCGCUGCCACUUCCUACUCGGCAGGUAUCAGCUACUCCAGCUACGACACCAGUGGCUACACCUCCACCCCGUCCUACUACCAGCCCGCCCAGCUGCCCCCCCCUCAGCCCCAGCCCCCCCCGCAGCAGCCCCAGCCUCCCGUGCAGCAGCCCCCCAAGCAGCUGACCAGCUCGUCCUGGAGCAACGCGGGCAGCAAUAUGGUGACCGCCCCUGCGGUCAACACCUACAAGAAGCCCAUGUUCCACCAGAGCAAGAUGCCCAAACCCAAGGGCCCCCCCAAGCAGCCGCAGCUGCACUACUGCGACAUCUGCAAGAUCAGCUGUGCUGGUCCGCAGACGUACCGAGAGCACCUGGAGGGCCAGAAGCACAAGAAGAAGGAGGCGGCACUCAAAUCCGGCACGCAGACGAGCAACGGGCUGCGGGGGGUGCAGACGCAGCUGCGCUGCGAGCUGUGCGACGUCUCCUGCACCGGCGCCGACGCGUACGCCGCCCACAUCCGCGGGGCCAAGCACCAGAAGGUUGUAAAACUCCACACCAAGUUGGGCAAGCCCAUUCCGUCAACAGAGCCAGUUCUGGUGAACUCCGCCCCUGUUGCCACGACAACCACUGCCGGUAAACCUGCCCCUCCCGCUGUCACGCCAGCCGCCGCCACCGCACCGACGAAACCGGUGGUGCCCAACCCCAGCAAAGCUCCAACGCCGGUCAAGAAGGCCGCCGCACCCAAAAUAACCUUUGUCGCAAACAAACCCGCCGCUCCUCCGGUGGCCAAGGUGGAGGAGGCGAAGCCGGCCGUGGCCAAGCCGGACCCACAGAGCGACGAAGACUACGGCGACGGACCGGGGGGCCAGGGAGACGUGCAGCCCGUCGGGCACGACUACGUAGAGGAGGUCCGUAAUGAAGACGGCAAGGUGAUCCGCUUCCACUGUAAGCUGUGCGAAUGCAGCUUUAACGACCCCAACGCUAAAGACAUGCACCUGAAGGGGCGGAGGCACAGGCUGCAGUACAAGAAAAAGGUGAACCCAGAGCUACCGGUGGAGAUCAAGCCUAGCAACCGUGCGCGGAAACUGCAGGAGGGCAAGCUGAGGAAACAGAAGCAGAAAGCCGUGCUGAAGAGGCAGCGCGAUGACGAGCAGCGCUGGCACAUGGAGAUGAGGCGCUAUGAGGAAGACAUGUACUGGAGGAGGGUAGAGGAAGAGCAGCUGUACUGGGGGGAACAGCGACGCAGGAUGGGCCCCCCUCCCCUGAUGAGUCGGCCCGGAAUGCCUGUACCCCCCCUCCUGCCUGCGCGCCGCCCGGACUCCCCCGACGACCGCCACAUCAUGGCCAAGCACUCCAAGAUCUACCCGGUGGAGGAGGAGCUGCAGGCGGUGCAGAGGAUCGUGUCGCACUCGGAGCGUGCCCUCAAGCUGGUCUCCGACAGCCUGCUGGAGAAGGAGGGCCCCAGGGCCGACGAGGCCCCCCAGGACAGCGCCGCUGCGGACCCCCAGCCCCGGAUGCUGAAGGGGGUGAUGCGGGUGGGGAUCCUGGCCAAGGGCCUGCUCCUGCACGGGGACACCACCGUGCAGCUCAUUCUGCUGGCCGCCAAGAAGCCCACCGCCUCCCUCCUCAGCGCCAUCGCAGAGCAGCUCCCCCGCGAGCUCGCGACGUUUUCUGAAGAUCAGUAUGAGGUGCAGGCUCACCCUGAGGAAGCCAACAUCGUCAUUUUUUCCAGCAAGGAGCCCAAAAUGCAGGUGACCGUCUCCCUCACCUCGCCCCUGAUGAGGGAGGACCCCGCCGCGGAGACGGACACGAAGGCGGGGGAGAAACCGGCCGAGAAAGGGACUCCCGAGGUGGAGACGGAUCCUCUGGACGUACUGGACAGGAAGAAGUGCCUGGAGUCCCUGGCCGCCCUUCGGCACGCUAAGUGGUUCCAGGCUCGUGCAAAUGGUCUGCAGUCUUGUGUGAUCAUCAUCAGGGUAUUACGGGACCUGUGCCAGAGAGUGCCGACCUGGGGAAAGAUGCCCGGAUGGGCCAUGGAGCUGUUGGUGGAGAAGGCCAUCAGCAGCGCGUCUGGCCCACUCAGCCCCGGGGAGGCCAUGCGCCGGGUUCUGGAGUGCAUUGCCACGGGCAUCUUGCUGCCGGAUGGCCCCGGGCUGCUCGAUCCCUGCGAAAAAGACCAAAUAGAUGCUCUUGAACGCAUGACCAAUCAGGCCAGGGAAGAUGUAACCGCAAGUGCACAGCACGCUCUGCGGUUGCUGGCGUUCCGGCAGAUCCACAAGGUUCUGGGGAUGGAGUCGCUGCCAGCGGCCAAGGCCAGCGCUCGCAAUCGCAAGCGAAGGAGAGACGGCAGCGAAACGGGGGAGGGGGAGGGGGAAGGAAAGAAAGACAAGAAGGAAGAUGCCGAGGACGUCUGAAAAAGAAAACCACAGCGUAGCCACCGCUCGUUUUCAGAAGCUCUCGACCGUCCGUUUCUCUUGUAUUAGAUACACUAUCCAUCUAUAUGACCAUACGUUCAGUUUGCAUUUUACAGUGGGGAUCCGUGGGGGCAGGACACACAGUUCUCUCCCCAUACACAAUCCACUGUGGAUGUCAUUAAGGAAUUGUGCUUUAAAAUUGGUUUAAAUGUCACUGAAGCAGAAAGAAAAUUUUGCAUCAUUCCAUUGUAAGGAUCUUUGCCCCCACCAUAGCUGCCGAAUACUCUCAUCAUGCAGUACCUGUACCAACCACUGUUACUUUACUUAUUUUUUUAAUAGUGCACUUUCUUUAACUUUACCUACAUCUUUUCUUAUAGAAAAGAAAAGCUGAAAUACCACCUGCAAAGGCCAGUUUAAGUAUUUUUAAUUCAUUUACGACAGCAGUUUUUAUUUUUUAAGUUGCUUGUAUAGAGCUAUAUGCAGGAGAAAGACGUUUAGGGCAUGUUGGGAGCUCUGGGGAAGGAAAAUUAAUGUUUUACACAUACUCCAGAGCAAUGACUUAAUAUGUGCUAUGUAGGUAUGAAGACAAAAGGACAAAUUUUUAGUAAUAAGUUAUCUUGAAAGAUACUGUUUACAGUGCCCAAAUUGCAGGUGUAAGAAUUUGGAAAAACUUUGCACCUUGAAACAAAUAAGCAUAAAAAUGACUAAACGGACGGCGUUCACUGGAAUUUUUUUUUUUUUUUUUAAAGGAUCAAACAAAAAACCAAACAAACUAAGCUGUGAAACGCCGCCUUUACGCGUGUUGCUUACUUGGUGCUUGUUGUGGGUGGUUGUUUCCUCUCAAGAUGGUGUCUCUUGUAAAACCUGACACAAGCUGAGGUAUGAAUGUCAAUAGCUAAGAGAAGGGCUUGUUUAUAGGCAAUGACCCUUUCUGAAAAUGCACACAUAUGCCUCGGUGCUGUUUAACAAGUAAAAAUUGCCCAAAGGGACACUUGGCCAAGGCACGAUUGUGUGACUGGAGUGAAAUUUGGAAGCUUUAAAGUGUAACCAGAAUAACGGCUCUAGUUUAAAGGCAGGCAAUUUCUCUGCCAAGACUAGCUUUUCAAAUCUAUUUUGGAAUGCUGUUUGUGUGGCCAGAGCAUAGAGAGGAGAAGCAGUACUUUGGGACAGGCGGUAGAAUGAUAGGCAGCUAUCUUGGGUCAGCCACGACAUCAACGCUGUCUGACCUGUCAUUAUUAAGGCUUGGAGUGGGAAGGAAAAAAGUGUACUUGUAGAAGGGGAAUUUUAUUUUUUUUGAAGCGUUGGGUAUCCCCUACAAAUGGGUGUUGGACUCAUGUGGUCAGACUUCCUUAUGUCUACAACAUAAAAUUGUGUUGUAUAAUUCAGGCACUUUGGAGAUUUCAUACGUUUGGUAUGAAUGUAGGAAAAAAACCUAAUACAUUAGGGAAGAUAUUUCAUGUGGUGGAAAUUUGGAGAAGAGACAGUAUACCCUUGAAAAAUGCACAGGUCUAAGUGUAUGUCUGUUUAUGUACCGAGCUUGUGCAUUUCAUGGUAAUUUCAAUUAAAAGAUUCACAUUUAACAUCUGAGAUAUUCUUUUUUUUUCCCCAUUUGACUUUAAGUUUCCAGGAGGGUGUUACAAUCAAUUUUGUUUUAUAUAUGUGUUAGGAAAGUGUGUACGUUGCUUUAAUAUUAUUUGAAUGUUGUUGUAGUGCUGCCUAAAAUCAAGAGAAAAUAUUAAAGAAACUAAGAUCAUU
Anguilla rostrata (American eel) is the source of this 4846-nucleotide messenger RNA. RefSeq names its product zinc finger RNA binding protein 2 (gene zfr2). Lineage: Eukaryota; Metazoa; Chordata; Actinopteri; Anguilliformes; Anguillidae. The record is from RefSeq and is a predicted model, not a curated record. Gene Ontology annotation, molecular function: double-stranded RNA binding; single-stranded RNA binding; zinc ion binding. The transcript is spliced from 19 exons. Gene Ontology annotation, cellular component: precatalytic spliceosome. The coding region runs from base 56 to 3091 and encodes 1011 amino acids.